Messenger RNA from Theileria annulata, 1047 nucleotides. RefSeq lists its product as uncharacterized. Lineage: Eukaryota; Apicomplexa; Aconoidasida; Piroplasmida; Theileriidae. The record is from RefSeq and is a predicted model, not a curated record. Gene Ontology annotation, cellular component: nucleus. Gene Ontology annotation, molecular function: transcription coregulator activity; RNA polymerase binding. Bases 1 to 1047 code for a protein of 348 amino acids. The transcript has 7 exons.
AUGGAUGAUGUAGGAGUACCAACUUCAUGGAACCAACUUGAGGAAUCCAGCUGGUAUGAGGUCAAAACUUCCAAAAACUAUAAAUAUUACUACAAUAAGGAGACUAAAGAGACCAAAUGGGAGAGACCUUCACUGAAAAAUGAAGAAAAACAAGACCUUAAAGACGAAAAUGACAAAGAGGUCCCUAAAGAGGAUAUGGAUAAUUAUAAAGAACUGAUAAGAUCCCUAAACUUUCCUAACAAUGUAAAUUAUGAGCAGUGUAUACCGAAGCUUAUAUUUGAUCAAAGAUACAAAAAUAUUCCUAAAUCGCACAGAAAGAGUCUAUUCAACAAAUUUAUGAGAGAACUUCUCGCUGAGAAGUCGUCAACUUCAGUAACAUUGGAGACAAAAGAGGAUGAAAAGGACACUGAAACACGUAAUGAAAAGAAGAGAAGAUUAGAGGAGCCCUCAAAAACAAGGGAAUCAUCAAAGAAACUUGAUAAAGUUGAUGAAAAAUCACAUCGAGAUACACACCUAAGGAAACUAGCUGAGGAUAAUUUUCUAAAUCUUUUACAUGAAAAGAUUAAAAUGCCGUUCAAAGACGGAGAAGUUGAACCUCUCCAAGAAGAAAUUCUGAAUAAUGAUCCAAGGUUCACCAACAAAUAUUUAGAGGACAAGAAUUAUAUAUACAAAAAAUUUACAAGAGAGUUUUUGAAAGCAAGAGUUGAGUUAUUUGAGUCAAAGUUGAGACUUUUGAACUCGGAUAACAUUAAUUUGGACCUAGACGAGGUGGUAGAAAAGGUUGGAAUCAGGCUAUUCAAGGAUUUACCAAGUUACAAUUUAAAUCAAUGUUUAAAUAAGUGGAAGGAAGAUAAGGUGUGUGAGAAAGGGGAGUUAAUGGAGUCAUUUAAAAUGAUGCUUAAGAAGUCGCUCCAUUAUAAUCCUGGAACUAAGAAGGAUAAUUUGGAAAGUGCAAAAUUAUAUUUCAGAAAUGAUGAAAGUAGGUAUCAAAGGUUGGAAUCUUUCCCACAUGAAAGAGAUAAACUGAUAAUGGAAAGAUUAGAGUAA